Penicillium verhagenii is the source of this 807-nucleotide messenger RNA. RefSeq names its product hydroxynaphthalene reductase arp2 (gene arp2). The record is from RefSeq and is a predicted model, not a curated record. The transcript is spliced from 2 exons. The coding region runs from base 1 to 807 and encodes 268 amino acids. Lineage: Eukaryota; Fungi; Ascomycota; Eurotiomycetes; Eurotiales; Aspergillaceae. Gene Ontology annotation, molecular function: oxidoreductase activity.
AUGGUUGUCCCACACACUCAAGCGGGUUCCGGUGAGCUUGCAGGCAAAGUUGCCCUAGUCACCGGCGGCAGCCGGGGUAUCGGUUCAGGCAUCGCGCUGGAGCUGGCCAAGAAAGGCGCUUCAGUGGCUAUCAACUACUCCCGCGACCCCGUCUCCGCCGAGAAGAUUGUCCAGGAGAUUCAAGCCUUGGGCAGCCAGUCGGCCGCUUUCCAGGCCAACCUGACCAAGGUUGACUCCAUUGAGACCCUAUUCCAACAGGUUGUGGCGCACUUCGGACAACUCGACAUCGUUGUUUCCAACUCCGGAACAGAGAAAUUUGUCUCGCUAGCCGAUACCACCCUCGAAGAUUUCAACGAAGUCUUCGAUCUCAACACUCGGGCUCAGUUCUUCGUGGCCCAGAAUGCCUACAAGUAUAUUCAGCCGGGCGGCCGAGUGGUGCUCAUGUCGUCGAUCGCUGCAGGAGUUGGCGUCCCGGGUCACUCAUUGUACGCCGGUAGCAAGAGCGCGAUCGAGGGAUUCACCCGUUGCUUUGCUGCCGAUUUCGGCAAGAAGCGCUGCACCGUCAACGCUAUUGCCCCCGCCGGCGUCAAGAGUGAUAUGUGGUUGAAGAAUUCGUGGCGUUAUGCGCCUGGCUGCGAUCAGAGCUCAUCCCUUGAGGAUAUUGAAGCAGCUUUGGCCAGUGGUAGCCCCUUGAAGCGAUGUGGCGUGCCGGCCGACAUUGGCCGCGUUGUGGCAUUCUUGGCCAGCCCGGGAGGGGAAUGGAUCAACGGCCAAAUCUUGCCGCUGAACGGAGGUGCCAACAUUUAA